ACAUCGAUAAUUUAACACGUUGACAAUUACAAAUCUCAAGUAGUUUGUACACUGAUUAAACACUCGGGAUUUAUGAUCAAGUAGAAUGUAUUAGUGAUAGUGACACAUAAACGUUAUCAUAAAUAUCGGAUUUCGUAAACAAGUGAGUUUAUUCUUCCUUUAUAAUAUUGCGCACAUGCUUUGAAAAUGAAUAAUAAAUUAUUGGAGUCAAACGCGUACCAGCAGAUCACGCAAAAUGCGGACAAUGUGUGCAUCGAGAUGGACCUUCUGAAGGUUGGCUCCGAGCCGGUCGGCAUGCGAUGCCCUUUCUGCCAAGAAGAUGUUAUGACCAAAGCCCAUUACCGAAAUACUUCAAUCACGCAUAUCAUCGCUAUUGUUUUCGGUAUACUUUUCUGGUGGAUGUGUUGCUGUUUAAUACCAUAUUUCGUGAAGCGGUGGAAAAACGUAGAGCACUACUGUCCCAACUGUCACAAGUAUUUGGGGAUGUAUACCAGGACAACUAUAUUGUAGCGACGUUCAAGUUUAAAUUGCCAGCAUAAAAUAUAUAAAACAAGCUCUUUUAAGAGUACAUAUUAAGUAAGUAGUGAUGAUAGUUCAACUUAAAAACAUAUUGUGACUAAAAUCCACCGAUGCUAUUAAAUUGUUAAGAAAUGAGGUAUAUCCACAUUAUAAUAAGCGUAUGCAGUUAUAUGAUUGACUGUACCUACUGUUUUUACCACGGUAGAGUUUAAACAAUACAAUAGUAGGAAUAGCAUUAUCCGAAGAAUUUAAAUGAAGAAAAACAUAAUAGUUUAAUAUAAUUUAUUAUCUAUUUAAUUACGUUAUAAUAUAUUUAAGUAUAAAUCGUACAAAAGACCCUUGAAAAGUAUAUCACAGAACUUAAUAUACAUUUUAAAUCGAAGACAUUAUUUAAGUACCAGCAUAAAUUUAAAAUAACAUGGAUGUUUCUAAAAAAUAAAGUACCUUCUUAAAUAAUUUAUAGACACAAUUUUAGCUUAUAUCUAGGCCCAAAAUAAAUAUAAAUUCGAUAGACAUUUGGUUAAAUGUGAUCAAAUACAUAUUUAAGUUUUGCUUCAAACACAAGUAUAAAACAAUAAAAGAAUCUAAUUUAUUUUUAAUAAGUAGACAUAAAAACAGUUCCUACUUUAACCAUUUUAUUCCCAUGUUUAUUACUGCGUAGGUAUUUUAUGUAUAAAUAAAUUAAUAAAAGUUUCCUUACAUCAUAA
Molecule: messenger RNA, 1226 nt
Organism: Trichoplusia ni (cabbage looper)
Lineage: Eukaryota; Metazoa; Arthropoda; Insecta; Lepidoptera; Noctuidae
Product: lipopolysaccharide-induced tumor necrosis factor-alpha factor homolog
Exons: 3
Coding region: 187-510 (107 amino acids)
Molecular function (GO): zinc ion binding
Source: RefSeq, a predicted model, not a curated record